AUGGUGGAGAAAGUCUCUUACUUUCUCGCGUUCCCCGUAGACAUCGACGAGAAAAAGUCGGUUGGCCACUUGAAGGACGCAAUCAAGGAGAAGAAGAUGUACCGGUUUCCUGCCAACCACCUGCACCUCGAAGACGGAGGGCUGAAAGGGGCGGGCGUGAAAGCUGUGACGAUCGGGAAGGCCAGUGGGCUACCUGAGAUGCUAGAUGGAGAUGGAAAUGGACAGCCGAGAGGCUUCAAGGAGAUGAAUCCGCUGUUGUGGAUCAAGAACCCCGAUAACUUUGGGGGGAACUUUCAAGCGGGCGAGGACGAAGUUCACGUGCUGGUGGUGGUCUCGAAGCAAGCGAUCUCGGCUUCAAUUGUCUCCCAAGAUGGUGUCUUUGAUCAUUGCAGCGACCCGUUCUUCGCACAAUUCCCCACGGUUGAGCAAGUAGGCGAUUGGCUCGAAUUUUCGUCGUUGCUGCCGUUAACAAAACGUCAGAAGCUCUACAUUCGUUCUUCGUACAAAGUGAUCGCCGAACAAGCACUGCUGAAUCCAGAUCGGACCAUGGUCAAGUAUGCUGUCGUCACGGGCACGCCUGGGAUAGGCAAGUCGGUGUUCGUCAACUACAUAAUGUGGAGGUUGACCAAGGAGAAGAAACGCGUGCUGUUUUUCGACAGCGAGGGGAAUUUCUACUUUGAUGGAACGAAUAUGCUCACGUGCAAGGUACUGCCCGACAAGUCCAACCGACAGUUCUGGUCGAGUGAUUUGUGGUGCCUUGUGGAUUCGUUGGAUCCAACGAGUAUUGCUGGACUUCCCUAUCGCAUAUGCUCCAUUCUUCUCGCAAGCACACCGCGGCGGGAUUGCAUUGGAGAAUUUAAGAAGCUGGCCCCCACUCCAGAUGUACUGUACAUGCCGCUAUGGAAGGAAGAAGAACUCAGCGCUAUCGCCUCCAUGUAUCCAAAUGCACGAGACGAGUGGAAGCAUCGAUUUAAGUGCUUAGGUGGUGUGCCUCGUCUUGUGCUGGAAGACAUUGGAACUGACCCGCAAGUGUUGCUGGAGACCGCUUGCAAUAGUUGCUCUCUCGAUGAGUGCAAGACGUUGGUGUCCAUCAACUCGGAGAUUAAUUCGAGGACCCAGAUGGCUCAGACUCUGAUUCACAUCUGCAGCCAAGAGCCAUAUACAGAGUACCAAGUUGUGUAUGCGUCCGAAUUGGCGAUGCGAGUGAUUGCUCGGACGAAGUUGGUAUCGAAUCGCAGGAACAUGGAAAGUUUUCUCAGCGCAUGCAACGGGAACCCGCUGGCUCAAUCGAUGUGCGGAUACAUCUUCGAGCCUCACUGUCUGCGACUAUUGCAUGAGGGUGGGAGUUUUGAGUAUCGAGAACUGUUGUCAGGCGCCGACAUGCAGCGCCAACGCAAAAGAGGCCGCCGAGAUAUUGUUGAAACAGAAAUUACAAUCCCAUCGUCAUCGAAGCCUUCUCAAAUUGUGGAGCGGGUGGAAGCUGGUCAAGUUGCGAAUCAGCUUUACGUGCCUCGGACAUCGAAUUAUGUCGCUAUUGAUGCAUGGAUGCCGCAGUUCGGUGGAUUCCAAGUCACUGUGGGAAAGACUCAUGAUAUCAAGGCCGGCGCGGCAGAUGAUUUGGCGAAACUGGGUCCGGGUGGCAAUCAACUCUUCUUUUUGCUUCCACCGCUGUACUACAAAUCAUACUUGUUUCUGGGCUUUUGGACGUCCAUGAAGAGCGUCGCGUACUUCCCGGCGCUGAUGGAGCUCUCGAUCAUCAACCAACCCACGAUCUGCGAGCUUGAAGGCCUAAAUCUGAGCUCGAACAAGAUCCGACGACUUGAAAACUUGGACGCGCUGGUGAAGUUGGAGAAGUUGUGGGUGAACCUGAACCAAUUGGAAAGGCUUGACGGACUCUGGAGACUCACGAAGUUGACGCAGCUCUGGGCGUGUCGUAACCGUAUUGACCGCAUUGACACGGCGCUCAAUGGCUGCGUGAAUCUCACGGAACUGAACUUGGCGGACAACCGGCUGUCGAGCUUUAAAGGACUGUUGUCCCUCAUGAACUUGGACCAACUUGCUGUUCUCGAUACCGUGGAGCUGUCUGCGCGCAACAAACAAAUAGCGGAGGCCACUAUGAUCAAGAAGAAAAUGAUUCGCCAUGCCGAGACGAUCCGCAACCAGGCUGAGCAUCACAUGGAAACGAGCGUGUCGGCUCUGGUGCGACAUAAGAAGGAAAUUGAGAGGUUUUUGGUCGAGAACAGCGCUAGAAAGGAUGAAAUCACUGCAAAAGUGUCCCAAGAUAUGAUCACUGCGUUGGAGAAGAAGCUGGAGUGUGUGAGCUCGUGUCUGCAGGACCGCUACAGUGGAGUGUAUCGCAUGAAUCAAGACUUUGAGUGGUUAAGGACAAGUUUGACGUAUACUUCCUGA
Molecule: messenger RNA, 2409 nt
Organism: Phytophthora sojae
Lineage: Eukaryota; Oomycota; Peronosporomycetes; Peronosporales; Peronosporaceae
Exons: 5
Coding region: 1-2409 (802 amino acids)
Molecular function (GO): protein binding
Source: RefSeq, a predicted model, not a curated record